Messenger RNA from Hirundo rustica (Barn swallow), 698 nucleotides. RefSeq names its product erb-b2 receptor tyrosine kinase 2 (gene ERBB2). Lineage: Eukaryota; Metazoa; Chordata; Aves; Passeriformes; Hirundinidae. Bases 30 to 698 code for a protein of 222 amino acids. The transcript has 6 exons. The record is from RefSeq and is a predicted model, not a curated record.
GCCAUGGGCCGCGGCCCGCGCUGAGCACCAUGAUCGCGGCCGGGGGCUGCCUCGGCGCCGGGCUGCUGCUGCUGGCCGCCCUCUGCCCCCCCGCCGCCGCUGAAGUCUGCACCGGCACCGACAUGAAACUGCUGCGUCCCUCCAGCCCCGAGAGCCACUACGAGACCCUGCGGCACCUCUACCAGGGCUGCCAGGUGGUCCAGGGCAACCUGGAGCUCACCUACCUGCCCGCCGACGCCGACACCGCCUUCCUCAAGGACAUCAAGGAGGUGCAGGGGUACGUGCUGAUCGCGGAGAACCGAGUGAGCGGGCUGGAGCUGCAGAGCCUGCGCAUCAUCCGCGGCACGCAGCUCUUCCAGGACCGCUACGCCCUGGCCGUGGUGGGCAACGCCGGCCCCGCCGGGGCGCCGGGGCUGCGCCAGCUCGGCAUGAGGCACCUGACAGAGAUCCUGAAGGGAGGGGUGCGCAUCGAGAGGAACCCCGAGCUCUGCUUCCAGGAGACCAUCCUCUGGAGCGACAUCCUGCACCGGCACAACGAGUUCCGCAGCGAGAUCCAGGUGGAGACCACCCGCACCCGCAGCUGUCCCGACUGCCGAGCGCUCUGUGGAAAGCCCCCGUUCUCCAGCUUGGAGAAGACCAGCUGCCCGUUGAUCUCGAUCUCAAAGGCUCCUGAGGGGACACACGAGGCCCAGCCCUGA